CCAGCUGUGCAGCUUCGUUCUUCCACUCGCCUGCUCCACGGUCAGUUUCUAAGGACUCUUCCAAGGGAGGUUGGAACAAUGCCGCAGGUGAAAGUUCCAGCAGUGGAGAAACAAACCGACGAUGCCAUGCGCUCCUUCGCAGAGAAGGUAUUUGCGUCGGAGGUAAAGGAAGAAGGAGGCCGGCAUGAAAUCUCCCCCUUCGACGUGGAAGAUGUCUGCCCCAUCUCGCACCAUGAAAUGCAGGAGCACAUGUUCAAGGAGGAGAGCACAACUGAUUCCGGAAAACGGAAGAGGAGGCUCCUACGGCUGAAGACCAUAGCACUGGUUCUUCCUAUUGCAGGAAAGUCUUCAACCAAACUGACUGAUUUAGAUGAGGUCAUCUCCUCCUCUUCUUUGUAUCAAGACGUGCCAAAAUUUCAACGUGUUAAGAUCUCAGGAGACUAUGCUGCAGGGGUGACUGUGGAGGACUUCGAACUGGUCUGCCAAGGCCUGUACCGUGCCCUAUGUAUCCGAGAAAAGUAUAUGCAGAAAUCCUUCCAGCGUUUCCCCAAGACUCCCUCCCAGUUCCUGCGUGCCAUUGAAAAUGAGGUGUGGAAACCCAAUGAAGAUCUGUGGCCAGUGUUCACUCCACCUGUGAAGGAUGGUGAAGAUCCUUUCCGGUCUGACAAUCUACCUGAGAAUCUGGGCUACUACGUGGAAAUGAAGGGAGGUGUGGUGUACGUCUAUGCUGACAAAGCAGCUGCUGCCAGGGGUGAGCCCAAGGACCUGCCCUACCCUGACCUGGAAGUCUUCCUUGAUGACAUGAACUUCCUGCUGGCCCUUAUUGCUCAGGGGCCCGUUAAAACCUAUACGCACCGACGCCUUCGAUUCCUGUCCUCCAAGUUCAAUGUACAUGAGAUGCUGAAUGAAAUGGAAGAGCUGAAGGAACUGAAAAACAACCCCCACCGAGACUUCUACAAUUGUCGGAAGGUAGACACGCACAUCCAUGCUGCGGCUUGCAUGAAUCAGAAGCACCUGCUGCGAUUCAUUAAGAAAUCAUACCGGGUUGAUGCUGAAAGGGUGGUGUGCAAAUCCAAGGACAAGGAGUUGACGCUCAAGCACCUCUUUGAGCAGCUCAACCUUCACCCCUACGACCUGACCGUGGACUCAUUGGAUGUGCAUGCAGGACGCCAGACUUUCCAGCGCUUUGACAAGUUCAACGCCAAGUAUAACCCAGUGGGUGCCAGUGAGCUGCGUGAUCUCUACCUCAAGUCUGAAAAUGCCAUCAAUGGUGAAUACUUUGCCACCAUCAUCAAGGAGGUUGGUUCCGACCUGGAGGAUGCCAGGUACCAGUAUGCAGAGCCACGACUCUCCAUCUAUGGCCGUUCACCGGAAGAGUGGUCCAAAUUAGCUAGCUGGUUCACCCAACACCGUGUUUAUUCCCCCAAUAUGAGAUGGAUGAUCCAGGUGCCCAGAAUCUAUGAUGUGUUCAGGUCAAAGAACUUUCUGCCACACUUUGGGAAGAUGCUGGAGAACAUUUUUGUGCCCGUGUUUCAGGCGACCAUCAACCCACAGGACAAUAAGGAACUGAGUGUUUUUCUACGCCACAUUACUGGUUUUGACAGUGUAGAUGAUGAGUCCAAGCACAGUGGACACAUGUUUUGUACCAAGAGCCCCAAGCCAGAGGAGUGGAGCCAUGAGAAGAAUCCAUCCUACACCUAUUACUUGUACUACAUGUAUGCCAACAUCACGGUGAUCAAUAACCUCCGACGUGAGCGUGGCAUGAACACCUUCCUGUUCCGUCCUCAUUGUGGAGAGGCUGGUGCUAUCACCCACCUGCUAGCCGCCUUCAUGACUGCAGAUAAUAUUUCCCACGGCCUGAACCUGAUGAAGUCUCCUGUGCUGCAAUAUCUCUACUUCCUAGCCCAAAUCCCCAUCGCUAUGUCCCCACUCAGCAACAACAGCCUCUUCUUAGAGUAUGCCAAGAACCCACUUCUCGAUUUCCACCAGAAGGGACUGAUGGUGUCACUGUCCACCGAUGACCCUAUGCAAUUCCACUAUACCAAGGAACCUCUCAUGGAAGAAUAUGCCAUUGCGGCACAGGUCUUCAAGCUCAGCACCUGUGACAUGUGUGAGAUCGCACGCUACAGCGUCCUGCAAUGCGGCCUGUCCCAUGAGGAAAAGCUCCAUAUGCUGGGAAAGAAUUAUCAUGAAGAGGGUCCGCAGGGCAAUGACAUCCGCAAGACCAACGUGGCCCAGAUCCGCAUGGCCUACCGCUAUGAGACGUGGUGCUAUGAGCUUGACCUUAUGGCUGAGGGGCUGAAAGCCGUUGAAUAGGUGGCUCUCGGCGCUGCAGCUUUACACACCAGACCCCUGCUGGAACCACGGAGCAGGCCUGAGCAGGAGAAGCAGCAGUACCAUUCAGCAUUGGGCAAUUAAGGGGAUGGGAUUAUAGCCCCAAU
Messenger RNA from Elgaria multicarinata webbii, 2441 nucleotides. RefSeq names its product adenosine monophosphate deaminase 1 (gene AMPD1). Gene Ontology annotation, biological process: IMP salvage; AMP metabolic process. The record is from RefSeq and is a predicted model, not a curated record. The transcript has 16 exons. Bases 79 to 2316 code for a protein of 745 amino acids. Gene Ontology annotation, cellular component: cytosol. Gene Ontology annotation, molecular function: AMP deaminase activity. Lineage: Eukaryota; Metazoa; Chordata; Lepidosauria; Squamata; Anguidae.